Diatraea saccharalis (sugarcane borer) is the source of this 1868-nucleotide messenger RNA. Lineage: Eukaryota; Metazoa; Arthropoda; Insecta; Lepidoptera; Crambidae. The record is from the annotation of a GenBank genome assembly.
AUGAGCUACUUGGAGAAGGUUGAUAAAUACUUGGAUUCACUCAAAGUGGGAAAAAGUGCAAUAGUGGAUUCAUGGUUCAUGAUGUCCAGUCCUAAGCCGAUCGUGUGUGUAGUUUUGGCUUACAUGCUGGUGAUCAAAUUGGUACCUAUACUGAUGAAAAACCGGCCGCCACUGCAGUUGAAUAAAUUAAUCGCAUACUAUAAUGCCUUUCAAGUAUUCUUAGCUAGUUUGAUCUGUACUAAAGCGCUACGAAUGAACCUAUUCAGUGAUGGUAUAUUAUAUGCAGGGUGUCGGUAUCCGUCCAAUACACACAAUCCAAUGUUGUUAGAAUUAGGCUGGUGGUAUUUCUUCGCCAAGUUCACAGAGCUCUUAGAUACUGUCUUCUUUGUUCUUAGAAAGAAAAAUAACCAGAUGCAAUUCUGCAUGAUGCUUCUGUAUUGUGCAUGGACUCACUUCUCGCCGCGCUGCCAGUACGCUUCCGGCUUCACUUACUUCAUCAGUGGCAACAUAACUAUUUUCCUGCUUCUCUUUCUAAAUUUCUACUCAAAAAGUUAUAAAGGCAAGAAAAAUGUAGAAAAAGAAAUCAAAGAGGAGUACAAAAAGCUAAGAAACGGUGUCAAAACUAAUGAUACUAAUAAACCAAUCGUUAUUGCUACCCAAAAUGGUAAGAAAGAAGAAAAUGGCUUUCAUCGGAAUAAUGUCAAUAAUAUUAAUGAGUUAAAUGACAAUACGGUACUUAAUGGUUGUAGAGAUUAUUCGAAGGAUGCUAAAGUAUUUCUAACAAGACGUCCGGCCAAGGAAGCUUUAGGUCCACAUUACGACUAUGAUAGCGUAAUAAAGAAAUGAUUUAAUUUCAUAGACUGUGGUAAGAAGGCUUCUUUUGAGACUGAUGAUUGUGAUGAUGCAGAUGAAAGAAAGUUAUAAUUUAGAUAAGGUUUUAAUAAUAAAUGGAAUUUUUAAUUAUAAGUAUGCUUAGAAUAGAUUUUAAUUGAAUGGCAAUGCUAAGUAGAGCUCUUUGAAAUAAAACAAUGAAUAUCAGAGGCUUCUUAAUCGUCAAUUACGUUACAUUCUUGAUACACUUAAAUAUUUUGUGGUUUGGUUUAUUUGUUAUUAAUUGUUUUAUCGAAAGAGUUCUAAACAAUUACUUGUAAGUUUUAAAUCUUCUUUGUGAGAUAAAAAAUUCUAAAGUUUCAGCAUAUCGUAGUUUAUAAUUGCAAAAGACUUUAUGCCAUCAUGAUAAAUUAUAAAAAUGUUUACAGUGAGAAGAUACGCUUUAAUAUUUGAAAUGUUUACAAUAAUCGCCAACCGCACAAUUUACCUUAAUUAGACUUUAAGAUCAUCUGGAUUGGUAUGAUAUGUAUCCAACGUGAACCUGAGACCUCCGAUUGACACUGUUUCCGAGAAAUCUAUAGCUAAUAAAUAAUUUUUACUAUUAUUGUAAGAUUUUUCUAUGUGUGUUAUUACUAUUCUGUGUCAUUUUAUUAUUUAAUUAGAGGAGCUUGGAUUUAUCGGUUGUAGAAGUCUUCGUUGAAAAUUAGUAAUCGUAGAAUGGGCUAAGCAAUUGUAUUAUUAAAUAAGAUAUGUUUUAACGUCGUAUCAAUUUAAUAGGAAAUAUGAAUUUGUUGAUAUCGCCAUUAUGUUAUAAUUUGCAUUUUAUAAAAAUAUAUGAAACUAAGCCUAAUCUUGUGACAGGAUUGCUUAUAGGUAUUGUUAAAAAAAUAUUUUAUUUGAAUUACACUUAGUUACGUUUUUAGCACUGCAAUUAUAAAAUGAUCUAAAUAUAUCAAAGUCGAAAACUGUGCCAUCCGGAGACCGCGCAUUGUGAACAACCGUCAAAAAAAUCAGCGAGGGCUACUCCUUUUUCCCUA